Molecule: messenger RNA, 1509 nt
Organism: Erythranthe guttata (spotted monkey flower)
Lineage: Eukaryota; Viridiplantae; Streptophyta; Magnoliopsida; Lamiales; Phrymaceae
Product: glycosyltransferase BC10
Cellular component (GO): membrane
Molecular function (GO): glycosyltransferase activity
Source: RefSeq, a predicted model, not a curated record
AAUAAAUUUGGUUUGAAAAAAUAAUAGUUGUAAAAAAAUGAAGAAAGAACAUAUGCAUCAUCAUCAGCAGGAAGAGCAUCAUCAGCAGCUAAUACAAUCCGCCAUGCUUCACACAUCACAAGCCUAUCUUCAAAACCUGGUUGUUUAUUUCCUCUUUUUCGGUUCGGGUUUAGUCAUUGGGAUUACACUUAGUUUCUAUCUCAAAGACAUCCCUUCAAAUCUACAACUCAAGCAAUUCUCCUCCUCCACCACCAGUAAUAUUCUAGCACGACCACAUCUCGUUCAUCCACCACCACCACCACCGCCAGCCACAAUCAUACAACCGCCACCGCCACCGCCGCCGGUUCGUGGGGGAGGAUUGGAGGAGUAUUUGACGACACCAAAUGUGAUGCAUGAUAUGAAGGAGGAGGAAUUGAUAUGGAGAGCAUCAAUGAAACCAAAGGUUAGGGAAUAUCCAUUCAGACGUACACCAAAAGUAGCAUUCAUGUUUUUGGCUAAAAGGGAUUUGCCAAUGGCUCCUCUUUGGGAGCUAUUCUUCAGAGGUCAUCAAGGCUUGUUUUCCAUUUAUGUUCAUUCUCAACCAUCCUAUAAUGCUACCGUCCCUCCUGAUUCCGUUUUUUAUGGCCGCAGAAUUCCCAGCAAGGAGGUAGCAUGGGGGGAAUUCAGUAUGAUAGAAGCAGAACGGCGUCUAUUAGCAAACGCAUUACUGGAUGUAUCAAACCAAAGAUUCGUCCUGUUAUCAGAGGCAUGCAUCCCACUUUUCAACUUCAAAACCAUAUACAAUUACCUGAUGGAAUCAACCACCUCGUUUGUGGAGUCGUACGAUUUGCUGGGCCCGGUGGGCCGAGGCAGAUACGACAGCCACAUGAUGCCUUACGUGACUUUGGAGGACUGGCGAAAAGGGGCACAGUGGUUCGAGAUGGAUAGAGAAUUGGCCGUUGAAGUAAUAGCCGAUCGCAUUUACUACUCUGUUUUUAAAAAGUACUGCAAACCCGCAUGCUACUCCGACGAGCACUACUUGCCAACCAUGAUCACCAAGAAAUUCCCGACAAAGAAUGCGAACAGGACUUUGACUUGGGUUGACUGGUCAAGAGGUGGGCCCCACCCUCUGAAAUUUAUAAGGACGGAUAUAUCCCCGGACAUGUUGUACCGGAUGAGAACAGGGAAGCAGUGUCUCUACAACGGGAAUCCCACAAAUGUUUGCUACUUGUUCGCCAGGAAAUUCACUGUCAAUGCUUUGGAUCGCCUGCUUAGGUUUGCACCAAUGGUCAUGCACUUCUAGUUCAUUCUCAUAAAUCUUCAUCAUCAUCUAUAUAUAUGUGUAUGUAUAGUUAGUUACAAGGAUGCUGGAUUGGAGCAACAUUUUUUAUUCUUCUAGUUCAUUUUUUUGAUCCUACAUUAAUUCAACUUUAAAGACAUGUUUUAUUUUGUGUAGUUUAGAAUUAAGUGGGGACAUAUGUUCCAAAGUGUAUGGAACUGAAAUUAUGCUUGUGUUAAUUGUUAGAUGCU